This is a messenger RNA of Knipowitschia caucasica, 240 nucleotides long. NCBI's taxonomy places the organism in Eukaryota, Metazoa, Chordata, Actinopteri, Gobiiformes, Gobiidae. The record is from the annotation of a GenBank genome assembly.
AUGUGCACAGCACAGAUCAGCCGGCCAGCAGCGGCCAGCACCGGGCGACAGCCAACACGGGCAACGGCUCCCUCACACUCUGGGAGGAGCGGAGGAGGCGAGGGCGAGCGUGGGCACAGGGGGGCAGAUUUGGAUGUGGUGGUUCUGAGGAGCGCGGAGGCCAUUGCCAGAAUGCCCGCGCUCGCUAAAGUGGAAAGCAGUCCUCAGAGCAAGUAUGGUUGGUGUCGGGUCGUCGACUGA